Molecule: messenger RNA, 1096 nt
Organism: Corticium candelabrum
Lineage: Eukaryota; Metazoa; Porifera; Homoscleromorpha; Homosclerophorida; Plakinidae
Product: proton channel OTOP1-like
Exons: 1
Coding region: 95-889 (264 amino acids)
Biological process (GO): proton transmembrane transport
Cellular component (GO): membrane
Molecular function (GO): proton channel activity
Source: RefSeq, a predicted model, not a curated record
GGUCAUCCUAGGAUGUUAUGGUUUUGUCAUCAUAUUAUUACACUUCCUUACUACUAAGAAUUAUUCGGCUCAUAUAUUUCAAGGUUUUAACAUUAUGGUGAUUCUCUUUUCAGCCGUUCUCUGCCUGUGUGGUGUGUGCUUUUUGAAGUCAAAUGAUAGAAAAGAUUCUAACACUGGCAUUGAUGAAAUUUUACUAUACUUUUCAAUGUUGGGAGUGUUUGGAUUAUGCAUCUCAAGCUUUUCUUCCGCUGUCUACUAUUUGAGUGGCAAACAGGACGAUAAUAAGUAUGCAUGGCUAAAGUUGACAACAUCAGCGACAUGGGUUCUACAGGCAGCAAUCCAGUCUUGUUUCAUUGCAAUGGCUCUUCAUCGAAAACCCAAAGAAGUGAAGCACGUGGGUGGCGUUCUUAACAUUGGUUAUUUAGCUUUAGUUUUGCUUUUUUUUAAUUUUGGAAUGUGGUUGUUGGACACAAUUGAUUUAGAAGGACACUAUCGCAGUCUGUACAGUCCAGCUUCACUGAAAAAGCUGAACGAAUUGGAAAAUAAUCUUUUUGGUCAAGAAAAGUGGACUUGGAUCAUGCUCAUUUUCUAUCCACUUGCUAUAUUCUUCAGAAUCCAUUCUGUAUCAACGCUGUACCACCUGUUCAAGCUUCACAAGCACCUACUAAUUGAAACACAAGAAACUGGACCUUCACCUCCAGCUGAAGAACAAAGAACUGGAUCUCCACAACCAGCUGAAGAACAAGGAACUGGACCUCCACAACCAGCAGUUACUGGACCUCCACAACCAGCUGAAGAACAAGGAACUGGACCUCCACAACCAGCUGAAGAACAAGGAACUGGACCUCCACAACCAGCUGAAACUCCACAAUCAACUGGAACUCCAUAAAAAUCUGCAAGGCACUUGACAGCUCACUCUGGUUCUAGGUUUUAGUUAGUUAAUAAAUUUAUAGCUUACUAAGCGUAAUAUGCACGAUUAUUGUGUACUAUAGUGUAUGACACCUACCCUUAUCUACAGCUAGCACAGUAUGUGGUUAAUUAGCAUCAUAGAUAUUUGAUAUGUGCGAUAGAACGUUUGUUCUCUAGUGUGUCUACG